CUAGAAUGUUACUUCAUGUAAAAUGAAAGUGCACUGCAUACGAAGUAGUUAUUUUAUGACGGUGUUUCUGUCGGGAAAGGAAGAGGAGUCCUCGCUUGAAAAACUGUAAAGAUUGACGCAUUCGCUAAUUCUACAAGUUAUCAAAGACAAGUUUCAAGCUCGUGCCUCAUCAACAAUGGAUGACGAAUAUUCAUAUUACGACGACGACGACGAUUACGAAGAAGAAGAAGAAGGGAAUGAAGAUCUUGGUUCUUUUAAUGUCAGUGACUUUGUUGACAAAGAAGAUGGCGGAGUUAGUGAAACAGUUGAAGAGAAUAUUGACAAGGAAUUGGGUUUUUCAUUUGCUGUCAACAAGAACGAGCAAGAAGAGCAGGAAGAGGAAGAAGAGGACCCAGAAGAAUUUGAACGAAAAUCAAAACAACUGCAAGAGAUAUUCAGUUGUUUGCCACCAGUUCUUAUCAAAAGAAUUCUCCGUCGAGAUGACGUGAAAGGAAAUAUCGAAAAAGCCAGUACGAAGCUACAAGAGUUUCAAGAUAUGGAGAAUCCUGCGGACCUUUUUAAAAAUCCAGCUGAAGGAAAACCAUUGAUUACGAAACCUGAAGGAAAAUUUGAAAAUCCUCAGACACACGGCCCUAUCAAGCAAGCUUGGGUGGCAGAGGACAAAUCUUACGGAGGCCCUGGGCAGGAAAGUAAUAGAGGGAAGAAUAAGAGAAGAAAACCCAGAAAAAAAAAUCAGACGCAAGGGCAACAUGGCGAUGCAGAACGACAAGAUGAAAAAAGAAAUAGUUGCGAUAGCGAUAAGUCUGAUCAAAAUGAGGGGAGCCAAGCUUGUCGGGGCAACAACCCAAGACAAAGAGGCACGACAAGAGGAGGACCACAGAGGGGACCCAGAGGUGGGUUUUUCCAGGGUCCAAACAACAUUCAAGUGUCUAGAGAUGAUCAAUUUUAUGCCCCUCAAGGACAGUGGUCUGGUCAUCAAAACGCCUUUCCGCCGCAGAGAGGACGUGGAAACCAACGAGGACAAAGAGGUGGCUUUCGUCCGAACCCAAUCGCAGGACAUCGAGAUAAUUCGCUUUAUGGAUCUCAGGAAUGGCGCUUUGGUGAUGGAGGCAAUUUUCAACCUGAAAUGGGACGUGGAGGUCAAGGCAGUCGAGGGCGUCAACCAAAACCAAAACCGAAGCCAAAGGAUAGGGGACGAGGUGGGAGACGGGGUGGCAAUUUCCAGGAGCAACAUCAAAUCCCAAGAGAUUUUGAGGAGGGUGAUCAGUUCUCAGAUGCUAAAGACUACUCUCAAUUCAUGCAAAGACAACCAAACCAACGAAAUGCAAGAGGAAGAGAUCCUCAUGAAAAUCAGGUGCAUCCAGUAUCCUUGAGGGAGCUUGUCAGUGGUAAAACCCCGUCCCCCAGUUCUUUCGAUGAUUCGGAUGCAGGGAAGGUUAGAAAAGAUGAACCCAGCAAACACAGACAAGGAGACCGCGGUAGGCCACGGAACCGCGGUGGUAACAGAGAUGGUAUUCAAACUGGAAUAAGACGAACACAGAGCAAGUCCAGUGUGGCGGAAGAGGGGCCUACUGAUCAGUCUCAAUUUGAAAGAAAUAAAAUACUCAUUCGAGGGCUGAGUGGGAAAACUUCUCGGGACGGACUGGUGAACUUUAUCGAGGCAAAGAGCGGUGGGGAAGAGGUUAAGGACGUACAGAUGCUGAAGAAUGGAAAAGCCCUAGUCACCAUGGCUGAUGAUAUCAAAGAUUUCAGGAAAAUAAAGACUAAAUGCGAGGAGAGAGGUCUGGAUAGUGCAAAGGUUUCGAUCGAACAAGUCCCGGUUUGCAAAAGCAUCCUUGUCACUGGCUUUUCAGACAUUACCCAUGAUUUUAUUGAACUGUACUUUGAGAGUCCUCGAAAUGGUGGGGGUCCUGUGGAGAAGGUUGACUAUGUCCCCAAAAGUGGUCGAGCUGUGGUUGUCUUUCAAGAUGCAAAAGAUAUGGAAAGGGUUUUAACCAGACAUGAAGAGAAACCUCACGAGUUUCACAAAACCCAGCUUUCAAUUAAAGCUUACCGAGAGUUUCUAGAAGACGAAGACGUUGAUGGAGCAGAGGAUUCCGGUGACUUAGGAGCACCUACAACCGAGGCCAAUGAAUCUCGAGUGAGCCCGACACCCGAUGCUAAAGAACAACAGCUGCACAUAGCUGUAGAUCCCGAUGUUAUGGAAUACGUCACAUCCACAGGAUUCCAAGCUGAACUGAACAAUUCGCUGGCUGGAAAGAAGAGCGAAAUCACCUGGAAACCCAACAACAAAAUGGCUGUUAUAGUGUACCGUGGGGAAGAUGACAGUGAUUCCUGGCAAUCUGAAUGCAUUGACCAAGUACAAAAUUACCUCGGCAAGUUUGCAAAGUGCGAUGUGCAGGUCAACAAAGAUUUCUGGGAAGCCGUGGUAGCAAAAGUUCCCAGCAUACGCACCUGCUUGGGAGUUAAUCCCCCGCUGGUCAAGACUAUUCCUGAUUCAAAUAUUGCUAGGAUCGUUUCAUUAGGAACAGACAUGAAAAUUAGCGAAGAAAAGGUGAGGUCGGAGUUAGAAGAAAUCUACCGCGAGGAGACCAGAAAAACUUACCUGAGGAAGAAAAUUCCAAAUAUUGCCGAGGAGCGCUUAAUUUUGCUGAAGAAGAUAAAAUUUGCCGAGAACCUCCAAGAAAAGAACAAGGAGCUGGAGAUCAAGUUUGAUACUGAUGGUGAAGAAAUAUAUUUCGAAGGUCCCCAGCCACAGUUUAUUGAGGCAACCAUGAAGUUCUACAAACAUAUGUCUGAUAUGGUUGAGAAGAAACUAACUUUAUCCGACAGCAUCCUGGAGAUUUUAAACUCAGAUGAGGGGCUUCAGACUGUCAAAUGUGAGUUGGAAAGAAACAACGUGGAAGCAGUGUUCGUUAUUGAGAAAGACGCCACCAUAGUGGGAUCAUCAGCAGCGCAUGCAGACAACGCAGCGAGGCUCGUGAACAAGUUGAUGGUGGAAGAGAAAGUUCAAGUGGACGAGAAAAGCAAGCAUUUGUUGAAGUCAUCUGAAUGGCUGAAGUUGUGUGACGAGAUGGACCAAGUGGCUGUCCGUGUCCGGAGGGACAACUGGAACGAUACAUACGUCGCUGGGUUCCGUGAUAACGUGACCGAAGUGAUAAAGAAGUUAAAUACCUUUCUUGAAAAAAAUUGCAUGAGGGAGGAAAGUUUCGUGUGCCUGUCUGAUAUUAUGCGAAGGUAUUUUCUCGAGCUACGUCAAGAAGAUCUACGCACCAUAGAAAAUCAACUAAAAGAUUUUGUAGUGAGUAUUAAAAAGGGAAAAGACGAUGAUGAUUUUAUCAUUUCUGGAAACAGAGAAGGUUUGAAACGUGUAAGAAAGAAGCUCGACGCUCUGAUAGAUUCCACUGAGUUGAAAACCUUUGAAGUGAAACAGCCAGGUCUUCGAAAAUACUUUGAGAGUGGAAAAGGAGAUCGACUGGUAAAAUCGGUGGAAAAAGAUCAAGACUGUGCCAUAAAAGUUCAGAAGAAUUUAAGUCGAGGAGGAAGGGACGAGGAGUUGCGCGUCGAAUCUGUAUCCGACGCCUCUACUUCUUCAGGCGAUAGUGAAGAUGAUGUGGAAGAUGACCACGCUACCACUGCUGGAACUGACUCGUCUACCCUGGUAAUAGCCCAAAGGCACAGAGUGUCGUGGAAACCUGGAAACAUAGGAGCAGAGAAGGCUGACGUACUUGUCAGUUCUCAAGGAGUAUGCGAUCAAGCAAUCAUUAAUGCUGGUGGUCCUCAGGCCGCAACCCCCAACGUUGGUGACAUCACUGUCUCACGUGGUUUUUCCUCGGUCAGUCACGUGAUUCACACUAACUGUUGUAAGUGGAAAAACGGUGGAGGGGAGCCGACGCUAAAGGCCAUCGUUCAAAAGUGUCUGCAAAAAGGCGAAACGCUUGGAGCGAACUCCAUCGCAUUUCCUGUCAUUGGGACUGGAAACCUACAAUUCCCACGCGAUACAGCCUCAAGAAUCAUGUUGGGGGAAACAGUCGAUUUCUGCCGAGCCAACCCUGGCUCAAAUUUACGGGACAUCCGAUUUGUCGUGUUUAACCAAGAUCAAGCAUUAACUGCUGCCUUUAAACAAGAGAUGGACAAACUGCAACCCAAGCACAUUGGCCUCUCUGCCAUCAAAAAAUACGGGUACUCGUUUUCUCCAAAAGUAGGUGUGGCUCAGCGCAUGACCUCAACUAGCCCUUUCAGUGUCGAGGUGAUAAACGAUACUGACUCAGAGAAUGCAGCAGCCAGAGAAACCAGAAGUCGCGGACGUAGGCAGGAACUAGGCCAAAGUGACGAGCAUUCUGUAAGAAUUUCUGUGAUCGGCAAAGACAAGGUGAGCGUGGGAAAAGCCGUGGAAUCCUUGAAGAAAGGUUUUUCUGACGCUUGUACAAUGGAAAAAGUCGAAAGUGAAAUCGUCAGUCAGCUUUCCGAUAAGCAGAAGGAUAUCCUGAGGAAAAAAGCUAAAGACCGUGACGUCAAACUUGAAAUUGAGGAAGAGGUGGAUCGCAUUGUUGUUCGUGGUGGACCAACCGAAGUAUCUGGAAUGGUCGGGGAGAUCUGGAAAGAGAUCAGCGAGAGGACGAAGAAGAAGCAGGAGGAAGAACAAGCGAAGUUGGUUUCAAAGAACGUAGAGUGGACCUAUGAAAUUCAAGGCACAAAAAUGGUGUUUGCUCCGAAAGCAAAUGCAAAGAUUGAGCUGGCCCACAGCAAAGACGAGCACACAGUGCAAGUUUCUUUACGCGGAGACAUGUUUGUCAUCGACUUGAAGAGAAACUCUGGAAGUGGACAAACGUCUGGUGAACAAAUAACACUGAUAAGAAAGGUGAAGGGUGCUGAUGAAGGAAUUGCUUUACCAAAGCACUGGGCACCAAUGCCCGGCCAUGACUCUACUGCACAUAAAGUACAACUGCUCCCAGGCUCCCCUGAGUAUCAAGAUGUCGUGCGCAAGUUCCAAGCCACAGCCGGUGCGUUAAAUAUUCAGAAGAUUGAACGCGUACAGAAUCCUCAUCUGUAUCAGUCUUACAUGGUACGAAAACAGAAAAUGGAUAAAGAUACGGGAGAAAAUAGUGAAAGACAUCUGUUUCAUGGAACUGAUGCUAAAAACAUCAACCAUAUCAACACACAAGGAUUCAACAGAAGCUUCUGUGGGGCUCAUGGCACGGUCUAUGGACGUGGUGUUUAUUUCGCUAGAGACGCUCAAUACUCUGUUAAUUACGCUGGGGGUGUUGGUUAUGGAAGUCGUCACAUGUACCUUGCCAAGGUCCUCGUUGGGCAGUAUUGUGUUGGGAAUCGUUCAAUGGUUGUGCCUCCACCAAAAAAUCCAUCAAAACCUGAAAUUCUUUACGAUUCUGUGGUAAAUGACCGAUCAAGCCCCAGCAUCUUUGUUGUUUUCUUUGAUAAUCAGUGUUACCCUGAAUACCUUAUAACCUUUUCAUGACCACAUGGACCUUUUACUCAGAAAAUGGCAGAGUUAAAAGCCAAAAAAGCUUGACAAGCUUCAUAGUUUAACUUAGUUUAUCAGUUAUAUAAAUUGCAGAGAAUAGUUAUCCUCCACAGACAAGGGAACAUCAUAUAAAUGUUGGUAAUAGUUUCUCGAUAGAAUUCUUAACUGUCUUAACUCAAAACUUAUUCUUCAUCUUAUAAAUUGAAUGAUUAUAUCCUUGAA
Molecule: messenger RNA, 5704 nt
Organism: Pocillopora verrucosa
Lineage: Eukaryota; Metazoa; Cnidaria; Anthozoa; Scleractinia; Pocilloporidae
Source: RefSeq, a predicted model, not a curated record